ACAUCUACAAUCUCAACCACAAUUAACCUCUCUAUAUCAGUGUCUCCAUCCUUCUUAAAAUUCACUUGGUCCUUAAAAUCCCCACAUUCUAGCUUACCUAUAUAUAUAUAAUAUGGCUGACCAUAACAACUCACCUAUGCAACAUCGUCGACUAGACCAACCCUUUGAUCAGCCACCAGUGCCAGCCCUUGACCCUCCCCAUCCUCCCACCGAGCAGUACUACUCAUUGGACCAAGUCCAAAAUUCGCACCCUAUUCACACGUGUGAAUCUCCCUCAGCUAAGCCAAUUCAAUCUCCAAAGCCCGCCAUGGCCUCGGGUUCUUCAAGCAGACACCCAAUGUAUCGCGGAAUUCGGUGCCGGAGCGGCAAGUGGGUCUCGGAAAUCCGAGAGCCACGCAAGACCACACGUAUAUGGCUGGGCACGUUCCCCACCCCGGAGAUGGCCGCUGCCGCCUAUGACGUGGCGGCGCUAGCACUAAAAGGUGGCGAUGCAGUUCUCAAUUUCCCUGGGUCAGUUGGUUCGUACCCAGUUCCGGCCUCUACAUCGCCCCUUGACAUACGUAACGCCGCUGCAGCAGCAGCCGCAUUGAAAAAGGCUGAAUCGAGUGACAAUCAGCGACUCGGGCAGCAGUACUCACGUAGCGAUGGGAAUCCUACGCAUGAAUCAGGUUUAACAUCUGGAGACGAGUUUUUGGAUGAGGAGGCUAUAUUUGGCAUGCCAAAUCUGCUAGUGGACAUGGCUGAGGGAAUGUUGGUGUCCCCGCCGAGAAUAAAUUCAUCGGAUGACUCGCCGGGAGGUUCAGAUGGAGGAGAGAGUUUAUGGAACUAUUUUUGAGAAUUCUCCAGAGCCAUUUUAGUAAACGUUAUGCAAAAUUCGAAAGUAGAAUAGAAAAGGGAAUAGAAAUUAACUACGAAAAUGCCUUUGCAUUAUGUGCCUGUCA
Juglans microcarpa x Juglans regia is the source of this 941-nucleotide messenger RNA. Its product is annotated as ethylene-responsive transcription factor ERF027-like. Lineage: Eukaryota; Viridiplantae; Streptophyta; Magnoliopsida; Fagales; Juglandaceae. Gene Ontology annotation, biological process: regulation of DNA-templated transcription. The transcript has a single exon. Gene Ontology annotation, molecular function: DNA binding; DNA-binding transcription factor activity. The record is from RefSeq and is a predicted model, not a curated record. Bases 113 to 835 code for a protein of 240 amino acids.